GAGACCUGCACACACAGUCAGUCUCCGACAAGCUUCAAGAGGAGGAGAUCCUAGAAGCCGCCUGUGUUUGGAGUAUAACGGGACUUUAACGCCUUCGGUUUGCUGAGCAGGAUCUUCAGAGGGCAGGAUGGAAAACACGUGCGAGGUGUGGAAACGGUGAGAAGAAUAUUGAGUAGAGACGGCUCAGACUUCGCCUGAUGCCUCGAAACACACUGACCCUUGACCCUGCGAUGCCCGCCGAGCUUGUGAAAGACACCAUGACGAUCCCCGGAGCUCCCGAGCGAAUCCUGGCCGAGAAAACCAACAACAACGAGCCACCGGCGGCCGUCACCGUUCCUCUGGUCAACGAGGUGCAGUUGACGGCGGCCACCGGGGGAGCCGAGCUCUCCUGCUACCGGUGCACCGUCCCGUUCGGCGUGGUGGUCCUGAUCGCCGGGAUCGUGGUGACCGCCGUGGCCUACAGCUUCAACUCUCACGGCUCCACCAUAUCCUACUUCGGACUGGUGCUGCUCUCGGCCGGGCUGGUGCUGCUCGCCUUGAGCGCCGUCUGCUGGAAGGUGCGGAUGGAGAGAAAGAAGGAAAGGAGAAGAGAGAGUCAGACAGCCCUGAUGGCCCAUCAGAGGAGCAUCUUCGCCUGAUUUCCACACAAGCACGGACUCCAAAAACCAGUCAAAACGUCGUUACACUCACAUUUUGGGACAAUGUCCAGAUGUUUUGCCCCCAGUUCAGAGCAGCCGAGUGCUCUCGGAGAAAAAAACCGGAUGA
Messenger RNA from Rhinichthys klamathensis goyatoka, 765 nucleotides. It is a transcript of the gene tmem100a, whose product is annotated as transmembrane protein 100a. The coding region runs from base 198 to 638 and encodes 146 amino acids. The transcript is spliced from 2 exons. The record is from RefSeq and is a predicted model, not a curated record. NCBI's taxonomy places the organism in Eukaryota, Metazoa, Chordata, Actinopteri, Cypriniformes, Leuciscidae. Gene Ontology annotation, biological process: cellular response to BMP stimulus.